UUGCUUUCAGGUGAUCCGUUCCAUAGGCCAAGCAGAGUCCUCCCCAGUAAUCGAAGGAAACUUCAAGCCGAACGACGCUGCUUUACACACUGUUUCGCGAUUUGACAUGCCAAACUAUCCUAGCAACACUUCGCCAUUCGCUCGCGCCACGUCCGCAAGCUCAAGAAGACCAUGAGCCCUAACCCCCUACCCUUCCAGGUUCGAGGUCUCGAUGUCGCUCUCGCGUUGCAUUGACAAGUAUGGUUGCGAAGACAAGAUCAGGCCCGGAGGGAGGGUCGAAGGCCCUGUCGAAUGCCUCGCAGGACAUAUCCACAGCAUUCGUGCGUCCAAUCAAUGUCUCCGUUCCUACGACCUCCACGUCGAGGGCCGGAAGGUGUAAAUCCAUGGCUGUCAAGCAGUGAGUUCGUGCCUUUC
Messenger RNA from Phanerochaete carnosa HHB-10118-sp, 414 nucleotides. RefSeq lists its product as uncharacterized. The transcript has a single exon. The record is from RefSeq and is a predicted model, not a curated record. The coding region runs from base 212 to 379 and encodes 55 amino acids. Lineage: Eukaryota; Fungi; Basidiomycota; Agaricomycetes; Polyporales; Phanerochaetaceae.